CAUUUCAGUUCACCUUCGGAAACGGUGCGGAUUUUACCUUGUCCCCAAUGGCAGCUGGAGUGAAAGAAAAAAAUUGGUCAAAUGUUUCACCCUCAGAAAUAUCAGCUGCUAGGUGGCCAUUUAGAUUUUGUGAUAUAAAGCAAGUGGAAUCAUGUGAAGAGGUUUUAGGCCAGGGAAUUUGGGAACAAAUUGUGUCUCAUACUGGAACAAGAGAUUGCACCGAAACAUGGAACUCAACACAGAUAAAGCAGUGUCGUAACAGAUUUAAAUCCUAUGGACGCAACUGUACCAGGUCUCUUGGUAGAAAUCUUGUACACUGUUUGCUGAUGAAACAUUUUGAUGGUCAUUUUAUUGCUCAGCAAAAAGUACCUAUAAAACCAUUUGAGAUAUAUACUGCCCCAUGCAGAUACGUCAAGUAUAAACCAUUGGUGGACAUUUGUUUGGAUGAUCCUAGCUAUAAUCAUGAUGAUUCCAGCAUAUAUUUUAAUAUCAUUGAAGUGGGUUCAAAACCUGACCUUGAAGAUAGCAUACAUGAAACAAUGUUUAAUACACUGAGUGGAAGAAGAUCAACAUCACAUUGUUAUAUUAUUAGGGUAGCUCCUAGAGAAUUUUUUCAGGUGUAUGUUGGGAAGAUAGAUUGGCCAGUUACAAUGCAUCAAAUGAUGAUGAUUUGUGGAAGUAAUGUUACAAAGGAACUAGGAUUUAAUCACCAGAGUCACUCUACACCUAUAACAGCAAAGUAUGCUCACCUGGGAGAUAUAUCUGUGCCUGACGAUGAUUCCCAUGGUGUAUCAUUAUUACUUAAAACUAUUGAGGUUCUCUCUGACUAUGAAAGAGGAUCGUUUCUACCUGUCACUGAUGAUAUGAUGGAAGUUAUUGAGACAAGGAAGAGAACAAAAAAACAUAUUUCAAGUUGUGUAUUUGAUGAUUUAAACAUUUGCAAUGCAAAAUUUGACCAGUGUAUCUUAAGUGAUGAUAGACCAAAUGGUUGAAUUUUCAUUUUAUGGAAUUCAUAUAGCAUAAUCAUGUACCAUACACAAUCAUUAUUUGUUAACUCAAGUUCUGUCCUGAUAGAAUGUCUUUGAAUUAUUUUCUUUUUCUUCUUUUAAUGUGUAUAAGUACAGAACACCUGUAAUUUAAAAUUCGUAAGAUUUAUCCCAAAAUUAUAGUGAAUUGUACCUGCUUUAACAAAUCAUUUUUAGCUCACCUGGCCAUCUCAUCACUUGUCCUCAGUCGUCAAAAAUUUUCUCUGAAACUACCCAGUCAUCACUAGGGUAUCUAGUUUAAAAAUGUGUUUGAUAACCCCGCACCAAAAUGGUUGGAAUGGCUAAAAAUAGAACAAAUGGGGUAUAAUACAGUUCAAAUACAACCACCAAAACAUUUUUGGGAUCGUGUAUAAAUGGUAUGAUGUCAUCCGAAGACUUGAUUGGUUUCCAGACAAUAAUUUUGUUAAAGUGAAUGGAUCUCUGUGAAAUGUUUUAAGAAGGUUUUAUUUGCCCCAACUGUUCAGGGUUAUAUCUCUGCAGUCGUAUCAGACUGUGCUCAGCAAAGCAUUUUAUUGGCUUAUAUCUCUGAAACUAAAGCAUUUAGAGCAAAUCCAACUUGGGUUAAAAUGGUCAUCUGGUUAAGAUCUAUCUGCCCUGAGAUUUUUCAGAUGAAUCGACUAACCCAUUGUUGGGUUGCUGCCCCUGAAUUGGUAAUAUUAACGAAAUUUUGCAGUUUUUAUACGACCACAAAACUUUUGUUGUCGAUUGCAUUGUCCUAAGACAAUAACUUCAGUACAAUAAAUAAGUAAAAGAAAUCUAUGUAAUGUAUACACAAGUUAAAGAGUAAAACUUAAGGAAGGUUGGGACUGAUUUUUGGGGUUAUGCUCUUUACAGAUUAGGAGUAAGGGUGCCCAAAUAAGCAUUUUAGUAGUUUCCAGACAGUGUAUGAAUCUCUAUAAAAUUAUACCACAAGUUUCCAUAUCACAAAGGGAUGGUCCGGAUUUUUCGGUAAAUGAACAAUUAAGAGAAUUUUAAAGCAGUGUAAGGGAGGUAAUCCAAUCACAUUUAAAAAUAAUGUAUUUAAAUUGGUAAUUAGGGUUGCAAGCUCCAUGAGCAUAUUUUGAGGAAAAGAUUUUU
Mytilus trossulus (common blue mussel) is the source of this 2123-nucleotide messenger RNA. RefSeq lists its product as uncharacterized. The transcript is spliced from 5 exons. The coding region runs from base 48 to 992 and encodes 314 amino acids. Lineage: Eukaryota; Metazoa; Mollusca; Bivalvia; Mytilida; Mytilidae. The record is from RefSeq and is a predicted model, not a curated record.